Messenger RNA from Paramecium pentaurelia, 324 nucleotides. Lineage: Eukaryota; Ciliophora; Oligohymenophorea; Peniculida; Parameciidae. The record is from the annotation of a GenBank genome assembly.
AUGUACUAAUAAUCAAUAACAUAAGCAUUUUAGCGGUAACCAAUUUUUGUUCAAACAUAAUAUAUUGCUAAAUAAUAAAUUCCAAGGGUACAAUAAUAAAGAUCCAUCACUCCUGUCCUACACAAACCAAAUGCUUAUACAGUAUCUUUUACUUCAAGAGAUGAUUUUAAUCAAAGAGGAUAUCAUUUACCUAAAAAUGUAGUUAGUGAUGAUUCAUAAUUUAUGAAGGCAUUAAUUGAAGAAAAUUAAUUAUUAAAAAAGUAGGUUAUAUUAAAAAGAGCAGAACUAUAAAAAAUAAUAGAAUAAUAUCAUAAGUGCUCAUGA